UCAGCGCAUGGAGUUUGUAGCUGUACCGGCGUGGGGUACAUGCUGUAUUUUUGUUGCUUUAACGUCUUUGCAAUUAACUUUCAUUUUGUAACAAAGUAGUUCAAAGUGGGACAACAGCAGCGAAAUGAAACUGUUCGUAAGUGAAGGUAAUCCGCAUUGCGUGAAGGUGUUAGCGGCGGUGGAACUGACUGGAGUGAAAUGUGACAUCAGUCAUGUGAAUCAAGACGAACGAGUGGUGCCCUACCUGAGCCGACCCUUGCUGCCAGCCCUGCUCCUGCCUUCCGGGCUGCACCUCUUCACCCCCAAUGCCAUCUGCAGGUACCUCUUUGAAGUGAGCGGGCAGGAGGCCAGCGACCAGAGUAGCCAGUGGCUGGAAUGGGAGGGGACAGAACUCCAGCCCGCUCUGAUGCAGGCCCUCCACAUGUCAGCGCUGCAGGGGAAGGGGGCAGAGGCUGCAGGCACCCUGCAAGGACCCCUGAGCUUCCUAGAGCAAAGCCUGAGCAGAAGAGCCACGCAGUUCCUCACUUCGGAGGAGGUGACAGUUGCUGAUAUUGUCCUGUGGGCUGCUCUCUAUCCUUUCCUGUCUAACUCCAGUUUCAUGGCAGGCGACCUGGGGCAGGUUCACGCAUGGUUUGAGCGCGUGGGCAAGCUGGAGGCUUGUCGGUCUGCUGCCCAGACCGUGCUGAAGGGGAAGAGCCUGGAGGCACUGAAAGGCUACCUGCAGAAACAGCCAGUCCCACACGCCCAGCACAGAGGCUCCCAGCCCUGCAACCAGACCGAGGGUGAGGAUGCGGAACACGCGAUCACUGAGGAGGACAUUCAAGCUGCAGUCAAAACCUGGAGCCGAGCGCUAAGCGAUUUUCCUGCUCCUGCUGACAGACAGCACCCCAUCCUGCCACAAGAGGGCAAGCGGAACGUCCUGAUCACCAGCGCCCUGCCUUACGUCAACAACGUGCCUCAUCUGGGCAACAUCAUAGGCUGCGUGCUCAGCGCCGACGUCUUCGCCAGGUACGGACGCCUGCGCGGCUGGAACAUGCUCUUCGUGUGCGGGACCGACGAGUACGGGACGGCCACGGAGAACAAGGCGCGGGAGGAGGGGCUGACGCCGCGGGAGAUCUGCGACAAGUACCACGCCGUCCACGCCGGCAUCUACAAGUGGUUCCAGAUCGACUUCGAUUUCUUUGGCCGCACCACGACGGCCCAUCAGACGGAGAUAGCGCAGGACAUUUUCUGGCGGCUGCACCAGCGUGGGUACCUGCUGGAGGACACGGUGGAGCAGCUGCACUGUGAGAGAUGCCAGCGCUUCCUGGCUGACCGAUUCGUGGAGGGAAUCUGUCCCCACUGCAGCUACCCUGAGGCCCGCGGAGACCAGUGUGACAAGUGUGGCCGCCUCAUCAACGCUGUGGAGCUCAAGGACCCCCUGUGUAAGGUGUGCAAACAGACCCCAGUUGUUCGCUCCUCCAAACACCUGUUUCUGGACCUGCCGAAGUUAGAAUCUCAGCUGGAGGAGUGGCUGGAGCAGUCGGUGAGCUCAGGAGAUUGGACGCCCAAUGCCCGGCAGAUCACACGGUCGUGGCUGAGGGAUGGUCUCAAGCCGCGUUGCAUUACCAGGGACCUUCAGUGGGGCACCCCUGUCCCACACCCGGAUUUCUCUGAGAAGGUGUUCUAUGUUUGGUUCGAUGCCCCUAUUGGUUAUCUCUCAAUCACUGCAAACUAUACCGACCAAUGGGAGAAGUGGUGGAAGAACCCAAAGCAGGUCGAGCUGUACAACUUCAUGGCAAAGGACAAUGUACCAUUCCACAGUGUGGUGUUCCCCUGCUCUCUGCUGGGUGCUCAGGACAACUACACACUUGUCAAUAACCUCGUUGCCACAGAAUACCUCAACUACGAGGACACAAAGUUCUCCAAGAGCCGUGGCGUGGGCGUAUUUGGAGACAUGGCCAAGGACACGGGCAUCCCCGCUGAUGUGUGGCGCUUUUACCUGCUGUACGUUCGGCCCGAGGGCCAGGAUUCGGCCUUCUCCUGGGCUGACAUGGCACUGAAGAACAACUCCGAGCUGCUCAACAACCUGGGAAACUUCAUCAAUAGAGCUGGAAUGUUUGUGAGUAAGUUCUUCGAGGGCCGUGUGCCGCAGACCGAGCUGCAGGCGGAGGACAGCCGACUGCUGGCACAGGUGGGCUGGGAGCUGCGGCAGUACAUACAGCUGCUGGACAGAGUCAGAAUCCGUGACGCUCUGAAGUGCAUCCUGAACAUCUCUCGCCAUGGAAACCAGUACAUCCAGGUUAAUGAACCCUGGAAGAGGAUCAAAGGAGAGGACAAAGACAGGCAGCGAGCGGGCACGGUGACGGCCAUGGCGGUGAAUGUGGCAUGCCUGCUGGCCGCCAUGCUUGAGCCGUACAUGCCCACGGUCAGCGCGACCAUCCGCGAUCAGCUGCGUGCCCCGCCCUCCUCCGCCAGCGCCAUGCUUCACGGAGCAGGCAGCUUCGUCUGCACGCUGCCCGCCGGGCAUCGCAUCGGCACGGUCAGUCCACUGUUCCAGAAACUGGAGGCUGAUCAGAUUGAGGCCUUGAGGAAAAGGUUCGGGGGUCAGCAGCCAGAGGAAGAAGGGUCCAAACAGCAGCCUCAGACAAAUGCUAAGUCUGAAGCAAAUGCCAAGCCAGCUACCCCUGCGCCUCCAGCUGAAGCCGCUGGGAACUUUGCUAACCCCGAGAGGGCAAAGCAACUGGCACAGGAAGUGGCGGAACAGGGUGACAGAGUGCGUGCCCUGAAGGCCCAGAAGGCGGAGAAGGCGGUGAUCGCAGAGGAAGUGGCCAAAUUGCUGGAGCUGAAGAAACAGCUGGCACUUGCAGAGGGCAAGAACCCAGAGCCCUCACCACAGAAAGGGAAGAAGAAGUGAGACAGGGCCGGGGACAGAACGGGGGGGACGAUAACAAAGCAGGGAAGAAGGGACAAAAAAAAUAUGGGGAAAGGGGAGCAAGACUCGCGGCUGCAAGAAAGAUGACCAAUUUCUCACGUCUGUGACUUGAUUGUACGGGAGAGGCAAAGCAGUGUCGGUGGCAUGGACAGUGUAAUGAAACUGCAAUGCAAUAGGGUGGAACUGUCCAAAUCUCGGGCAUUUCUCUAUUGAAAGGGAUGUCUUUUGAAAUUGUCGUGACAUGAUGUACAUCAGUGCAGCUCAUCUACUGAACGGUGUCAUGUUGGGUUGCGCUACAUGCUGUUACGGGUAACCUGUCAGACACUUCGGUCAUCAAACAGCUUUUGUUCUGUGAGCCCUCACAAAUAAAAGAUUGCCGGGAUCAAGUCAGUUAUUACACUU
Messenger RNA from Megalops cyprinoides (Indo-Pacific tarpon), 3316 nucleotides. It is a transcript of the gene mars1, whose product is annotated as methionyl-tRNA synthetase 1. Gene Ontology annotation, biological process: methionyl-tRNA aminoacylation. The record is from RefSeq and is a predicted model, not a curated record. Gene Ontology annotation, cellular component: aminoacyl-tRNA synthetase multienzyme complex; cytosol. The transcript has 22 exons. Gene Ontology annotation, molecular function: methionine-tRNA ligase activity; ATP binding. NCBI's taxonomy places the organism in Eukaryota, Metazoa, Chordata, Actinopteri, Elopiformes, Megalopidae. The coding region runs from base 125 to 2896 and encodes 923 amino acids.